AUCAGUUUACAGCGUGUUUAAAACUAUUGUGCCAAAAUGUAGUGGAUAGUAGAUCUCACCAAAGCGAACGUUUUUCACUUAGCAACCCAUAGAAGCACGAUAAAUCCGUAACGCUCGUCGUCCGUUACCAUCAGCUGAAUACCCUGUAUAUGGCGUAUUUUCCGGCAGGAAAAUAUCACAAUUUUUGCAGAUUUUUUCACUACCACAUAUUAACCACACCACACCAUGUUCUCUCCAAGUCAGACGUUCUGCGUGGUGUCGAAACGGUUUCGCAAGAACUACAUCCACCGAUUCACGGCGACGAAGUCCUUCUUCUACUUCAGCCCGUUCAAUCCCAUCCGACGGGCAUGUAUAUACUUGUGCACCAACCAAUUCUUCGAUUACAUCGUCAUGGCCACCAUUUUGCUCAACUGCGUCUUCCUUGCCAUGGCUGAGACGAUCGAAGAAGCCGAAUAUAUUUUUUUAGCGGUAUAUAGCCUCGAAAUGGUAAUCAAGACGAUAGCGAAAGGGUUCAUCCUAAACAAGUACACGUACCUGCGCAACCCGUGGAACUGGCUGGACUUUGUCGUCAUCACCAGCGGUUACGCGACCAUAGGCAUGGACGUCGGCAACCUGGCCGGCCUUAGGACAUUUAGGGUACUCAGGGCACUCAAAACCAUCUCGAUUUUACCUGGUCUGAAAACUAUCAUCAACGCACUGCUGCACUCCUUCAAACAACUGGCGGAAGUAAUGACGUUGACCAUCUUUUGUCUUAUGGUGUUCGCUCUGUUCGCCUUACAAGUUUAUAAGGGCGAACUCAGGAACAAGUGUGUGCUGAAUAUGGAGGACCAUAACGCGUCAUAUGAAGUGUGGUUCAAAAAACGUCCAAAACCGUUACCAGGCUACGAGUAGGGGAGACUGGGGAGGCUUGAGG
Acanthoscelides obtectus is the source of this 913-nucleotide messenger RNA. Lineage: Eukaryota; Metazoa; Arthropoda; Insecta; Coleoptera; Chrysomelidae. The record is from the annotation of a GenBank genome assembly.